AUGGCUGACUUCAGAAAGUGGUUAAGAAUUGUAUUGACUGAGGAAUUUCGAGUCAAGAGUCUUUUCCUGUGGUUUUCAAGUCCAGAGCUAUUUGCCGAAUCACCGGUAAGUUUGUACAGUAGGUUGAAAACAGACAAACAAUUGCAUGCAACUUAAAAGCGAAAUCGAUUUUAAUUACAUCAGGGAGGUUUCAGGAUUGUUCAGUGUGGACACCACAAUUAUUUAAAAAGUUUUGAUAGGCUCUCUAUUUACCUUUUAUAGUUUGCUUUUAAAAACGAAUUGUCAGAUUUUUAGUUCAAUUAUUGCACUAUCCAUAGUGAGUACAGUAAAGAGAGAGAUUCCAGACUGUGAGUAGGUCCCUUGGGUUGUAGCUUUGAGGGAAUCAUUGACUGCAAAUGUUUUAGACACGCAUUCUUUCUCAGGUGUUCGGUAAUUCAAUCAGCGAAGUAGUUUCAGCGGUCGAGGAAUUCUUGUUUCAAUCGACAAUUUGGUGACAUUCCCUGAUCCUCACCUUCUAGUUUACUAGGCUAGUAUAGAAUGUUCUAAAACUGGAAAUUUACAUAAAAUCCUUCCAAUAACCUUAAGCUGCGCAGUUCGAAAUCUUUUGGUCGAGAGUAUUUUUCAGGCCCGCUGUUUUAUUAAAUUCGUAUGCUGAUGCAGUCUAACCGAAUCUCGAAGAGAUCAAGACAGCCUUCGACAUUUCUACGGAUUUAUUUGUGCAUGUGAUUUCUUUCAUUGUUCUCGAUAAUGUUCAAGACAAAGAGAGCCGAAAAUUCUCCAGGAACGGAAAAUACUCUUUUUUCCACUCUUCAAUUCUUUCUUUUUUUUAACAAAAUUCGAACACACGUCAUAGGCAACCGAAUAACUAAUCUUAUCACUGGAAAGCCAUAAAGAUGCAGACGAUAGCGCAGGAAGGAAAUGGAUGUUUUUUAUCACGUUUGAAUGAUUUCUAUGCGCUUUGGCGUGCCUCGCUCUUGUGUGUCAGAUUCCCCGCUCGCGUUUGAACCAAUCAGAGAUCCUUACAGUUUGACGUAAAAUGAAAGGAAACGAGAUGUCUCUGGCGGAGCUGCGACCCGACAGCUUUUCGGAUUCGAUCGGCUCUCACGAUGAGAUCCGACAAUUGUUGUCGAGAAUGUAAACCUGCGGUAGAUAGAGGACAAUAUUCCUUUAGCUUUAUACAGAAAGUUUCAAUUUACAAUAACAAUUCAUUUUCUUGAAUCUUUUCCAGUGGUUUCCACCAUCGUUGUUUAUCAUAUAUCGUCUGGUUAUUACCGCGUGGUCUUUGAUUAUCACUGUGGAAAGCACGUUUGCCACGCCUAGCUAUUUAUGGUUGUUGCAGUUGGAUAACUGGAGUAUCUCGUUAAGUUGCCUAUAUUUCGUUCUCGCCACAUUCCUCCUGAUCUACUACGCUGUUAAAACAUGCAAAGGUGAAGAGAACAAAGAAAUCCCUAAGAAAACAGAAAAAAGCUACUUUGCUGAAGAUGAACACGAGAAUGAAUCCGAGCUGUUAUGGACCGCAAACGAGGAAGACGAGUCGCACAGAGAACUCCCGCGUCGCGAAGAAAGAUUACCGUGUUACCAUGCAGUACUCUGGGUCUUACAAACUCUGGUGGGAAACAGCAUAUUAGUUGUCAUCCUUUGUUAUGUCACACUGGAAGAACAAUUUAACGUAUUAGAAUUUGCUAAGUUCCUGUCCAUCACUAUUUUUAUGGUUGCUGAGGCAAUUUUCAGUUUUGCACCAAUCAGAUUGCUUCAUUUCAUUUAUUCGUAUGUGUUUUCAUUAACAUACGUCCUAGUCAUUCUUAUGUACUACUUUGUACUUGUCGAUGAGCGUGUCCCCGAGCUUCCUCGCUUUGUGAACAGAAUAGAUGACCCUCUUUCUUCAACAAUGGUUUUCAUGAUACUGAUCGUUGGACAGCCGUUGUUUCAGUUGUUAUACUUUACAGUCCAUAAGCUGAACUGUUAUGUGUACGUCAAGUAUUUUAGUUACUAA
Molecule: messenger RNA, 1993 nt
Organism: Pocillopora meandrina
Lineage: Eukaryota; Metazoa; Cnidaria; Anthozoa; Scleractinia; Pocilloporidae
Source: the annotation of a GenBank genome assembly